CAACGACGACCAUGGCCGAGGUAGCAAAGACGGUGGCCCGCCAAUUGCCCGGCUUCAAGCUGGGACAGAAGCAGGUCUUUCUGCCCAACCAUGUAAUCACAUUUCUUCGAAAGGACUUCCUCCCCCCCAACGAGGCCACCUUCAAGGUGCCCCUGCGGUUCACGAAAUUCGAUCUUCGAGACUAUCUCUGGAACCUUUACAAUGUCGAGGUCACAAAGGUCCGGUCGUACGUCAAGCCGCAACCCCUCACCCAGCGCAACUCGCACUCGCGCUCGUGGUACCGCCCGCAGCCCCUCAAGAUCAUGACGGUCGAGCUGGCCAAGCCCUUCCAAUGGCCCGAGGUUCCCGAGGACAAGCAAGCCUGGAGCAACCAGUUGUGGCAGAUGCGAGAGGAUCUCAUGGACAAGCGAAACGACGAGCACAUCCAGCGCCAGAAAUUCCAGAUCGGAUUGAAGAGCAAGGAGCCCUGGACCAAAGAGAGACAGGCGCUGUCGGAUGUGGCAAAGAAGUACUUGUCGGGCGAGGAGAAGUGGUCCAACGACGUUGUUCUUGACCCCAAAUGGGACAAGAUCUUGGAAAAGAAGGACACAACGCCUGCGCAAAAGGAGGCUUGAGCGGUCUAUCGGAGAGAGAUAUCACAGCGGAUGACUGACGGCAGUACACUGCUAAUGAGAUGAUGAUUCGGAGCCACAGGGAAGGAAGCCUCUGUAGGAUACCCGGGCACCAGAGAUGUACAUUAUUGUAACUAGUCUUGAACGGCAAAGGAUGUUGGCGGGUCAAAAUUAUGAGUGCAAAUAGACGCUGAAUCUCCUGC
Fusarium vanettenii 77-13-4 is the source of this 814-nucleotide messenger RNA. RefSeq lists its product as uncharacterized. Gene Ontology annotation, molecular function: structural constituent of ribosome. Gene Ontology annotation, cellular component: ribosome; mitochondrial large ribosomal subunit. The record is from RefSeq and is a predicted model, not a curated record. The transcript has 2 exons. Gene Ontology annotation, biological process: mitochondrial translation. The coding region runs from base 12 to 614 and encodes 200 amino acids. Lineage: Eukaryota; Fungi; Ascomycota; Sordariomycetes; Hypocreales; Nectriaceae.